GAAGCAAGCCCACUGGCAGUGCCGCGCCAUCAGUCAUUCUGUUUCCAGCAUCUUCCUCAUCGCCCGCAAAGAGGUGGUUCCGAGAACUCGGUUGCGGCACCGCCACAGUCGCAGCGGAUUGAAGUUUUAUUUCCCAACAUGGCAGAAGAGGAAGAGGUGACUUUUGAGGAAGAGGAGGAAGAAGAAUAUGUGGAGGAGGAAACGGAAGAAACGGCAGCCGAGGCAGAACCGGAAGCGGAACCGAAACCGAAACCUCCCGCCCCGGAGCCUCCCAAGCCUGCCACUCGGCCUCCUCCCCCAACUGCCACCCCUCAUCCCCUCCGCCGAAAAUCGUCAGCGAACUAUCGAGCCUAUGCUAUCGAGCCACAUGAUAAGAGAAAAUCGAAGAUAACGGCUUCUCGGAAACUGCAGCUCAAGACACUGAUGCUCCAGGUGGCAAAGCAGGAAAUGGAAAAGGAAGAAGAGGAGCAUGCGCGGGAGAAAGAGCGAUACCUUGCAGAGCACUGUGCUCCCCUGGACUGGACAGGCCUGGAUCUCGCAGGGCUGCAGGAGAUGUGCCGAGAGCUCCAUGCGCGGAUCGACAAGGUGGACGAGGAGCGCUACGACAUGGAUGCCCGGGUCCACAAGAGCAUCAACGAGAUCGAAGAUUUGAACCAGAAGAUCUUCGACCUGCGAGGCAAGUUUAAACGCCCGAAUCUUCGCCGCGUGCGUCUCUCUGCUGAUGCCAUGAUGCAGGCACUGCUGGGCUCCAAGCACAAGGUCUCCAUGGACCUGCGGGCCAACCUGAAACAGGUCAAGAAAGACGACACUGAGAAG
Messenger RNA from Gekko japonicus, 816 nucleotides. It is a transcript of the gene TNNI3, whose product is annotated as troponin I type 3 (cardiac). NCBI's taxonomy places the organism in Eukaryota, Metazoa, Chordata, Lepidosauria, Squamata, Gekkonidae. Gene Ontology annotation, biological process: muscle contraction. The transcript has 8 exons. The record is from RefSeq and is a predicted model, not a curated record. The annotation marks the transcript as partial. Gene Ontology annotation, cellular component: troponin complex.